This is a messenger RNA of Cuscuta epithymum, 2592 nucleotides long. The record is from the annotation of a GenBank genome assembly. NCBI's taxonomy places the organism in Eukaryota, Viridiplantae, Streptophyta, Magnoliopsida, Solanales, Convolvulaceae.
CGAUCUUUAUUUUUUGGACAGUUAGGAUGAAUUUAGUUUUUCAUCUUUACAAUUUAUACCUUAAUUAAUAUCUGUCCGCUUUUGGAUCUACACUGCCUUUACUUCUUGAAACUACCGUCCUUUAUCUUUACUCUGCAACAUCCAUCCACUUACUCAUCUUCCAUCUAAAAUCAUCAAAAUUCAUGUCCUAAUUUCAGCUACUCCACAAUAUAAUACAUCUCCACACUCAAUUUCCUGCCGCCUCAUCACAAGAUAUACAAGGUAAGCAUGACUAAAAUAUUCAAUUUUAUGACUAUUUACAAAUUUAAUCCGGAUUAUUCUAAUUCUUACUGUUUGUUGGGAGAUUUUCCUUAAGAAAAUGGGGAUCUUAUUUCUACCCAUGAAUUUGAAGAGAAUUACUCAUUUUUAGAGGAAUUUAUGUUUUAUGACUGAAAUUGCAAUGAAGGAUAACUGUUUCCUUAGUCUGCAAAUGCCGUUUUUUUGCUCCAGUGUAUAUCACACGUUUAACUUCAGUAACACACCAAUUAAUUUGUGGAGUACUUCUUUUAACUUUUGAGAAGAAAAUGUCUUUGAAGGAUAUGAUGAAUUUUUUAUAUUUUAGCUUCUCUAUACAAAGAAAGAAUACAGAAAAGGAAUAAUAUUUCAGAAGAUAGCUUAUUAAAUAACAGAUCAUACAAUUAUUACAUAGAUAGCUUAUUAGCAAUAACAAUUCAUACAAUAUAAUAAUACAUAAAAAUCAAUUUAUAAUCACAUACAAAAACUUACAAUAAUACAAAAACGAUGGAUUCUUCACAAUUACUUGACUGUUUUAGAAUACAUAGAGAUGGAAAUGUUGCUACUGCAACAUAAAUAGCAGAUACUACUCAUUACAAUACAAAGAUCAAAUAUCAGUAACGUGCAAGUCUUGUAAUGAUAUCGAGUGAUAGUCAAUUGGUGCCUGCAAUACAUCAAUAGUAUAAACUUAUAAUUACCAGUCUUAAAAAGAUUAAAUUGUAGUGAAAAAACUAACCAUUAGCAACUGAGUAAAACUAAUUUCAGGAGGAGGCCCUGUCUUUGUGGAGCAAGAUAUUCCAAUAUGUGAUUUCUGUUAUUCACACAAAUAUAAAAAUGAGACAAAUCUAUAUGAAAAGUUGAUAAUAACAAAUAAAUUUGCUUACUUUAGUUGAUGCGACUUUUUUCUUCCUCUUUUUAUUUGCUUCAAGACAACUCUUAUGACGCCUUUUGUUGUUUGCGCCAAAUUUUUGCUUGAACCCCGCUAUUGUUUGGGUGCAUUGAGGUGUGGAAAUGACAUUAACAUCAACAUUACCACUCGGGCUUGAACAAUUUUUUGUCAAAUGAAGGUCCAUGAGUCGCCGUUCUAAAUCAGACAUUACGGUCAACAUCAUGGCAGUACCUUCCUUAGACUUGCUUGCCUCGGAAGAUAUACGUAUAGAGCCCACGAAUUACAGAAGGGAGACGGAGACUCCAGUCUUCUCUCUUCAGCCCGACUUCCCCUGCUUGGCCUCACUCGGUCACCCUGCAAUUCAGCGCUUCGGCCAAUCGACCCUUCUCACUUUCAGGCAUCACGCUUCAAAAGCUUGAAGAGCCGAUUGCAAGCUCUGAUUCUGUGAAGCGAAUUCACUGUCCAGCCUGGUGCAGCGUAAUCAGUGGGAGAACUCCUGAAGCGCAGACUCUAAACCCAAUAUUCAAAGUUUUAUACUACAUAUUUCUUAUCAAACCCUAAUACUUGAGUAUGGAUUCCACUGUUAAGAAAUGUCAGCAGAGGUUCAGAAAAUUGAAGGAUGAGACUGAUAGGUGGGAGGAGCUUCAAACUAGACUGCUUUCCCAAUUUACUAAUGCCUCAUCCAUCAUCCAGAGGUUGCAGGUGAUUCAAAAUUCCCAAAACUAUGGUGCAUUGAAAUGCAUUCAAGGUAUUGAAAAUGCUGUAUUGGCAAAACAGUUGGAUUCUCUGCAAACAAUUCUCUUUUCUAUGAACAAGACACUGGAAGAAUUUCAUUCCAUUGUUUUAUCUUUAGAGAAGAUUGUUCGUGUUUGUAGACAGCAAGUAAAAUCUGGACUGGCCCAACCAACUAUGAAACAGUUGCAGAAACGAAUUGGCAUCAAACCAAGUCUUGCAGAUUGCUUAGAUGGGCUUAGUAUUCUUUGUGAGAUGCACCGAUCAGAGUACUGUCUUAAAUCUUCCGUGUUAUCUGCAACUUCAACAAUUGCCUUUAAACCCAGUGUGGCUAAUGAUUUAAGUCUCUUCCAGCAGCUUUUGAUAGAUCAGCCUAAUAUCCCUAAAGAUGAAGUACAAUUUGUAUUUGAUGUCAUUUUUGCUGAAGACAUCUAUUAAUGCUUAUAACUCUGGAGAGGUGCGAAACGUCUUGAGAUUGGACCUCAAGCGAACGAGUUAGUGUCAAAAUUAGCUUGAGCAUUGACGGCACUAAAGUCUUUGUGUGCCUCAAAAUAAAAUCAAAUACUCGCACUAAUAUGGUAGUAUAUUGUAGUAAGGUUCGUAUUCAUAAGGAUUUUUAAGAUUGUUUGAAUUUAAAAAUAUUUUAACACUAAUAUGAAUAAAUUAUGUGAUUUAAGAUGUUUUUACUUGGAUUGAAA